AUGGAACACCGCAAACUCAAGUCAAUGACCGUGAGGAGGAACUUGGAAGACAAUGGACUCGGACUCGGAGACUCUAAAAUUGCAACUCCAGGGAGCAAGUCGCGGAAGAGUCUUAGUUACAAGCCAAUAAGUCGUAGAUGUAAUUAUAAUUUUUACCGCCGAUGUGAGCAUUCUCCCCCAAGCUCUACCAAGAAGAUUCAUUCCUGA
Messenger RNA from Microthlaspi erraticum, 207 nucleotides. The record is from the annotation of a GenBank genome assembly. Lineage: Eukaryota; Viridiplantae; Streptophyta; Magnoliopsida; Brassicales; Brassicaceae.